Molecule: messenger RNA, 991 nt
Organism: Cicer arietinum (chickpea)
Lineage: Eukaryota; Viridiplantae; Streptophyta; Magnoliopsida; Fabales; Fabaceae
Product: mitochondrial import inner membrane translocase subunit TIM22-3
Biological process (GO): protein targeting to chloroplast; protein insertion into mitochondrial inner membrane
Cellular component (GO): TIM22 mitochondrial import inner membrane insertion complex; chloroplast envelope
Molecular function (GO): transmembrane protein transporter activity
Source: RefSeq, a predicted model, not a curated record
AGAUGACAAAAACGACGUCGUUUAGAAACUUUGAAAUUGAAAGAGAUAACGCAUAGGUAACGACAACAAUAGUGCAAUACUACAUCAGAAACGAGAACCAACAUCAACAGAACCACCACAUCGUUAUGGCUACGGCGGAUUCCGACGCUAUCACACCGCCUCAGGAUGAUUCUUCCGACUCCGUUUCCAAUUCACCCAACGCCCUCGUUCCCGCCGCUCCCGCCGUUUGUCUACUUCGCUUCGCCACUGACUCCGCCGGCGGCGCUUUCAUGGGUUCCGUUUUUGGAUACGGUGCUGGAUUGUUUAAGAAGAAAGGUUUUAAAGGAUCCUUUGUAGAAGCGGGUUCUUAUGCGAAGACAUUCGCAGUUUUGUCUGGAGUUCAUAGUUUGGUUGUUUGCAUCUUGAAAAGACUUCGAGGAAAGGAUGAUGUCAUUAACGCAGGAGUAGCUGGAUGUUGCACCGGUCUUGCUCUAAGUUUUCCGGGUGCACCACAAGCUCUUCUGCAAAGCUGUCUCACUUUUGGGGCAUUUUCUUUUAUCAUGGAAGGGCUAAACAAGCAGCAGCCAGCACUUGCACUUCCCGUCUCCUGGAAAACAGGGGUGCAACACAAUGCAAGACUUCCCUUGGUACUCCCCCUUCAAUUCCCACUUCCAAAUGAAGUGAAAGAAGCUUUCUCCUUUUUCUCCGAGUCUUUGAAAAAGCGCAACAAGGGAACUUAUCCUACAUCUCGAUAAGAUAUCUCAAUAUCAUGAUUUUCUUGCAUCAUGUAGAUAAGAUAUGCACCCACCCUUCUUUGCUUUUAUUUAGGUUCCUUGCAGCUUUUAUCAACAUUUCUUUUUGAAGAACUUGAGGGUGAUGAGACAUUGUUGUUAUUGAGUUCUACUAAUAUAGCAUCUUGGUUCUAUCAUGGCUUUUCCUGGUGAAUGGUUUGAAACUCCAAAGGACUAUCUGUAAUGAUUUAUUGAGUUUUACGCACUUACCGUCCUAAACA